Molecule: messenger RNA, 1746 nt
Organism: Elephantulus edwardii (Cape elephant shrew)
Lineage: Eukaryota; Metazoa; Chordata; Mammalia; Macroscelidea; Macroscelididae
Gene: PLD3
Product: phospholipase D family, member 3
Exons: 11
Coding region: 1-1473 (490 amino acids)
Molecular function (GO): catalytic activity
Source: RefSeq, a predicted model, not a curated record
AUGAAGCCUAAACUCAUGUACCAGGAGCUGAAGGUGCCUGCUGAGGAACCUGCCAACGAGUUACCCAUGAAUGAGAUAGAAGCAUGGAAGGCUGCAGAGAAGAAAGCCCGCUGGGUCCUGCUGGUCCUCAUUCUGGCGGUCGUGGGCUUCGGAGCCCUGAUGACUCAGCUCUUCCUAUGGGAAUACGGCGACUUGCAUCUCUUUGGGCCCAGCCAGCGUCCAGCUCCCUGCUACGACCCCUGCGAAGCAGUGCUGGUGGAGAGCAUUCCCGAGGGCCUGGAAUUCCCAAACAUGUCCAGUGUCAACCCCUCAACCAGCCAGGCUUGGCUAGGCCUCCUCGCCGGGGCCCACAGCAGCCUGGACAUCGCCUCCUUCUACUGGACCCUCACCAAUAAUGACACUCACACCCAGGAGCCCUCUGCCCAGCAGGGUGAAGAGGUCCUUCGGCAGCUGCAGGCCCUGACACCCCGAGGUGUGAAGGUCCGAAUUGCUGUCAGCAAGCCCAGUGGGUCCCAGACCCAAUCUAAUCUACAGGCUUUGCUGCAGAGUGGUGCCCAGGUCCGCACGGUGGACAUGCAGAAGCUGACCCAUGGCGUCCUGCACACCAAGUUCUGGGUGGUGGACCAGACACACUUCUACCUUGGCAGCGCCAAUAUGGACUGGCGCUCCUUGACCCAGGUCAAGGAGCUGGGGGUGGUCAUGUACAACUGCAGCUGCCUGGCACGAGACCUGACUAAGAUCUUCGAGGCCUACUGGUUCCUGGGCCAGGCAGGCAGCUCCAUCCCUUCCACAUGGCCCCCGUCCUAUGACACCCACUACAAUCAAGAGACACCGAUGGAGAUCUGCCUCAAUGGGACCCCUGCUCUGGCCUACCUGGCAAGUGCACCCCCUCCACUGUGUCCCAGUGGCCGUACCCCAGACCUGAAGGCUCUGCUCAACGUGGUCGACAGCGCCCGGAGUUUCAUCUACAUUGCAGUUAUGAACUACCUGCCCACCAUGGAGUUCUCCCAUCCACGCAGAUUCUGGCCCGCCAUUGACGAUGGGCUGCGGCGGGCCGCCUAUGAGAAAGGCGUCAGGGUGCGCCUGCUGGUCAGCUGUUGGGGCCACUCGGAGCCGUCCAUGCGGGCCUUCCUGCUGUCCCUGGCUGCCCUGCGUGACAACCACACCCACUCUGACAUCCAGGUGAAACUCUUUGUGGUCCCUGCGGACGAGGCCCAGGCCCGGAUCCCAUAUGCCCGUGUCAACCACAACAAGUACAUGGUGACCGAGCGUGCCGCCUACAUCGGAACCUCCAACUGGUCUGGCAGCUACUUCAUGGAGACAGCAGGCACCUCAUUGCUGGUGACUCAGAAUGGGCGGGGUGGCCUCCGGAGCCAGCUGGAGGCUGUGUUCAUGCGAGACUGGACUGCCCCUUACAGUCAUGAACUUGAUGCUUCAGUGGACAGUGUGGGCAAUGCCUGUCGCCUGCUCUGAGGCUCACCACCCUGUGGACCCAAGUAUCCUGGGUCCAGGACCCUGUCCCCAUACCCCUGCUUCUGUCUGCCCCAUUGUGGCCCCCUGCAGGCUCCCCCCUGCUCUCCCAUCUCCAUCUCCACCCCCUCUGUGGCCCUGAGACCCAGCAGAGUUGGGGGAGGGAUAAACCCCAAGAGAAGUGGGGAUGCAUGCUGGGCCCAGACCCAUAGCCCACCUCCUUUCCAGGGUGAAGAGGGGCCAAGGUUAUAAUAUUAAGUAAAUAACCUGUCUGUA